UUACCUCUACCUGAACCAUCGUCCCUUGUAGCAGUGACUCCAUCAACUACGCUGCAAUAUCCACCUCUAGUACCAAAUGAGUAAACACCACAGUUAGUGUUCCUUCUCACUUCCAUUGUUGAACCGAGACUCGUCUUCAAGCUACCUUCUCCAAAUUGUGUAGUCCGGCUGUCAACUGCUUCUCUUCAGACCAACCAGCCAAAACACGCACUGAGUCUGAAUAUAGGUUCAAUUUCUUCUUGCUCCUCUCCUCUUGCAGCACAGCAAGCUUUGGAGCUCUCUGUCUCUCCCCUGCUUCUCUGUCUGCUUUCUCUGCUGCAGCAGUCACGAACAGAAUGAGACCUUCUUCUCUGCUCGUGUGCGCACGCUGCGCCCAAAUCCUGUACCUUCCGAGAGCAGCACUCCGACCACUCCUGGCCGCACGCUCCUCUCCUCCUGCGUGAGGCACCAGGCACUGCUCUUCCUACUCGCACCUGUGCCGCUGCUCCUAGCUGCUAGUGAGACCUCCUCCUCCCUGUUGUACGCGCAGCCCCGCACGCCCGCAGCUUGCCUCUACCACCAGCACGCGCUGCCCUCACCACGCAACCUCUCUGUUGCCAGCGCCGGUAGCCGCCGGAGCCACCGAUUCAAGCAGCGCACGUCCGCCUCCUGCUGCUCGCCGAUUCGCCGCCGCACACCUCCAGGGACCGGCUUCAACAGCUCCCCUUCAGUGCUUCCACUGCCUCAGCACGGCCCAGCGCCACCGGCACAUCCACCGACGGCCGAAUCAUCCCCAAGCUCUGAUGCCAUGUUGGAUUCGCCGGACUAUCGCCUGAGAUUUCCUGCGCUACAGUAAACUCACAAGAGAAAUGGAAGGCUAUGGACUGGCAAUUUUCUGGAAGGCUAUCGAACCCUCUCCAUUCCUUCUCAGAGUUAGAUAAGUACACGAUACAUUUUACAUUUUGGUCCUUGCCAAACUUCUACCUUUGCUUACAAGUACUACCAACAACUGCCAUCAUGAUUUCAUAUGAGCUAGCCAUCAUAACUUUGGUCAAUUAAGAUUUCGCUCCAGUUGUGCAUGUAUAAAUAUGUUAUUUGUUCCUACUGCAAGUUUCUUGCUUUAUUCUUCUCGUUUUGCUACUUCUGGAGUGGCAGACAUGUCAUGUUUGGAUCUACUAAGUGCACUAAGCAACCUCUUCUCAACUGAACAUAAUGGUACAAGAACCAGCUAACUGUGAUUAGAUUAUCAGCAGGUACUUCUUUUUAUUGGACAUUAUUUUCAAUUGUUCCAAGUAAACUUGCAGAUAGGAUGGAGUAUACCAGACUCUUUUGGUUGGUGUUGGAAUUCUAUAAAAGACAGAGUCAUGAAAACCAAGUGAACAAAACAAAAUAGGUUGCAUGACACUUAACAGUAACAUGUAGUGUUGGCUUCACACUUCGAAUUGUACGGUCUAAAUCACCAUUUGCCUCAAGUCCGAGAGGAGGAUCCAGAGUCCAGUUGCAACAACCUCAGAAGCUAGUCCAAACUAGUGGGAGGUUGUGUGCACAAACCAGAAGGUAGACUGAAGAAUAGUAAUGGCUCGUGGUAAGGUUCAGAUGAGAAGGAUAGAAAACCCAGUGCACAGGCAGGUCACCUUCUGCAAGCGGCGAAUGGGCCUUCUGAAGAAGGCAAAGGAGUUGUCCGUUUUAUGUGAUGCUGAUAUCGGUGUCAUGGUGUUUUCUCCUCAUGGAAAGGUUUAUGAGCUAGCUACCAACGGGAACAUGCAAGGCUUAAUUGAGAGGUACAAGGGUAGCAACACAGAAGCACAUGGUGAAAGUAGCGAGCAGAACAAACCCGAGGUAAUACAGCAAGAGGUACUACUCUUAAGGCAAGAAAUUGACUUGCUUCAAAAGGGCUUAAGGUACAUGUAUGGAGAGAAUGAUAUAAACCACAUGAAUCUCAAUGAGCUGCAAGCCCUGGAGAGUAACCUUGAAAUUUGGGUACACAAUAUCCGCUAUACAAAAAUGCAGAUCAUAUCUAGGGAGAUUGAGAUGCUCAAGACCAAGGAAGGUAUACUGAAGGCUGCAAACGACAUACUUCAAGAAAGGAUAAUUGAGCAGAGCGGGAUUCUGGACACCGGCAGCAACAUGAUGAUGCCACAAUUUCCCUUCCAGCGAACCAUGGAGGGUGGAUACUACUUCUAGCCUAAACAACCAACCUAUCAAGCUAUCUCGCCAGUUCGGGUUUGAGUUCAACAAGGCUACCCUUUAUGGAACUCACAUAACCUUAUGUGUGCCACUUCAUGUUGUAAAAAGGAGAAAGAAGAUCAGCAUCUGUCGAUGUACAUGCUUUUUCAUAUGUAGAUUCGUCCUCUUUCAGAUUGGACUGUUCGCAGAUUGCAUGAUGUUACUGCAGUUUCCCCUCCAGCUAACCAUGGAGAGGAGUACUCGUGUAGCCUGAAUGACCGACCUAUCCAAGUUAUCUCCUAGUUCUGAUUUGAGUUCGACAAGGCGACCUUGCAAGGACGUCUCAUAGCCUUGUGUGAUGUGUCUGCCACUUCAUGAUGUAAAAAAGUACAAACAAAACCUGCAUCUGUAUAUGUAUCUGUAUCUGUACAAGCUUUUGCAUAUGUAAAUUCACUGUCUUUCAGAUUGUUCA
This is a messenger RNA of Triticum dicoccoides, 2617 nucleotides long. Its product is annotated as MADS-box transcription factor 26-like. Gene Ontology annotation, biological process: positive regulation of transcription by RNA polymerase II. Gene Ontology annotation, molecular function: protein dimerization activity; DNA-binding transcription factor activity; RNA polymerase II transcription regulatory region sequence-specific DNA binding. The coding region runs from base 1555 to 2163 and encodes 202 amino acids. The transcript has 8 exons. NCBI's taxonomy places the organism in Eukaryota, Viridiplantae, Streptophyta, Magnoliopsida, Poales, Poaceae. The record is from RefSeq and is a predicted model, not a curated record. Gene Ontology annotation, cellular component: nucleus.